CAUUGGUUCUUUCAAGGAAUCUUUCUGCUUUUUGGAAAAGAAUCCGACCUGCUGGACCCAUGGAUGAUGGCUUGACGAGGCUUCCGAUAAGCAUCGUUCGUUCUUCUAUCUAUUCGUCUAGUGGCGCGGAGAGAACUUUAUGUUGAUGUUAUGUGUGGAAAGGUAGUAAUAUCGGAGAUGGUUCUCUUUGAUAAGGGAUAAAAGAUUUAUACUUUCUGUUUGCUAUUAUCGCGUGAAUCGUAUAUGUAUAUAAUAUGUAGGGAGGUAAAGAUGUUGAGUUCUUGGGUUAAAGUCUCUUCUGUCUUUUCAUUGAAAUCUCUACUUGCUCGUUGUUGUUGUUGUUAUCAAGAGCAAUCUCUAUCUCUUCAUAUAAUUGGCACCCAGUAGCUUCACUGCCAUUUCUAUUCCACGCGUUGCCAUCAUCCAAAUUCCACAUUGGCACAAUCAUCAUUCCCUUCUACCUCCUCCGAUACCCUACAAUCAUAUCUCAAUAAGAUGUCUCUCCAAAAAUCCCCGUCUCGAAGCUCGGAAUUCGAAAAUGGCGAUGCAAAGGUUAUCCCAGACAUGGCAAAAGAUAUCGAUGAUCCCGAAUCAAAGAUUGGUAUUACUGCAGAAUCAGCAUAUAUUUUUGAUCACCAAGCAGAACGAGCUCUGUGUCGAAAGUUCGACUUUCGUUUAUUGCCGGUUCUGGCAUGCAUGUAUCUUUUCAACUCACUUGAUAAGGGGAAUUUGGGAAAUGCAAAAACAGAUGGUCUGGAAAAGGAUCUGGGUUUCAAGCAUAAUCAGUAUAAUAUUAUCUUGAGUGUGUUUUAUAUACCAUAUGUUUUAUGCGCACUUCCAAUUGUGAGUUUUUCUUCAUUCUUUACUACUUGUUAUCAUAUAUCUCACUGUCUCGGAUUUUCCAAUGCUUUGCUCAAUAUUUAUAUUGGUUGAUUCAACACUUCUGGUAUUACGAAUAUCAAGCGGAAUUGAGCAGCCGAUGGAUAGUCCAGAAUACCCUCAAAUCCAAGUCCUACGCCUCACUAUCCAUUCACGGAAUUCUAACAUCAUAUAGGCUAUGCUUGGAAAGAAGUAUGGACCUGCAACAGUCCUACCAAUCCUUAUGAUGUUCUUUGGAUCAUUCACCAUUCUCGGAGGUAAAAUCGGAUUUUCAACACCACAAUAACACAAACUAACCCCUUUCACAGUCGCAGUACAAAACUUCGGUGGAAUGAUGACCCUUAGAUGGUUUCUCGGUAUGUUCGAACCAAAAUCCUCACAUAAACCACAUCCAACUAACAAAUAAGGAAUGUCUGAGUCCGCAUUCUUUCCCCUAGUAAUUUACUACCUCACCACCUUUUACCGUCGUGGUGAACUAGCUCGUCGUCUCGCCAUCUUCUACGCAGCAAGCAACAUCGCUUCAGGUACUACUCUCCACCCCUCCCUCCCCCCAACACAAAACUAAACUAACAACCAAUCAAAAUAGCCUUCUCGGGACUCCUCGCAGUCGGCUGUUUCAGAAUAACCAACACCCCCCUCUACCCCUGGCGCUACCUCUUCCUAAUCGAAGGAAGCGCCACCCUCCUCUUCGCUAUCUUCGCCUUCCUGUACCUCCCCUCGUCAGCCUCCACAGCCAAAUUCCUCACCGCACAAGAAAGAACCCUCGCCCACCACCGCAUCCAGGUCGACUCCUCCUCCAUCGUAAACGAAGAAUUCAACCUCCACGACUCCCUCGCAAUCUUCAAACAACCAACCACCUACGCCUUCCUCGCCAUAGAGAUCUGUCUCGGCGUCCCCCUCCAAAGCGUAAACCUCUUCCUCCCCCAAAUCGUCUCUCGUCUAGGCUACUCCACCAUAAAAACAAAUCUCUACACCGUAGCUCCCAAUGUCUCCGGCGCAGUCAUGCUCCUCAUUCUCGCUUUCUCCUCUGAUUAUACCCGAAGACGUGGUCCCUUUAUCGCGCUAGGUUUCCUAUUCACAUUCAUCGGUUUCAUCAUCUACGUUUCCAUCGACGUCACAAAUCAACUCCACGUAGCGUAUUUCGCAACAUUCAUGAUGUGCUGGGGAACCGCAGCUCCAAGCGUCCUGUUAAGUACAUGGUAUAAUAAUAAUAUCCCGCACGAAGGCCGCAGAGUCGUAAUGAGUAGUGUGGGAGUCCCAUUGAGUAAUCUCAUGGGUUUAGUAUCCUCAAAUAUCUUUUUGAAUAAAGAUGCUCCUAAGUUCGUUAUUCCCCUCUCCCAUUACCCUCCCCAAACCCCUCAAUAACUCCACUAACACACAAAGAUACAUCCCCGCCCUCGCCACAACAGCCGCUUUCGGCGGCAUGGGUGUUCUCCUCUCUUCCUGUUUGGCUGUCUAUAUGAUGCUGGAUAAUAAGAGGAGAGAUAAGAAACUAGGACGGAAAUUGAGGUGGGGAGAUGUCGACUGAGGUACUCAGGGAUGGUCCGAGUGCAGGGGUUUAGGUGGUUUUGUAGGGAUUUUUGGGUUUUGGGGGAGGGGUGAGGGGAGAAGGGAGAAGAAUGUUAUUGUUUUGGGAUUAUGAUGAUGGAUGAUGGAUGAUGAAAACGGAUGUGAAAAGGGAGAGGGGUUGAUUAAAAGGAGUUUUUGUUUUGGGAAGAUUUUGGAAAGAUUGAAAUUAUGAUGUAAUAUCUUUGCGGUGUUUGGUGCUAGUUUAACUAACCACUGGUUACUUGGUUAUUACCUAUUUGUUGUUUUAUUGU
Messenger RNA from Sclerotinia trifoliorum, 2699 nucleotides. NCBI's taxonomy places the organism in Eukaryota, Fungi, Ascomycota, Leotiomycetes, Helotiales, Sclerotiniaceae. The record is from the annotation of a GenBank genome assembly.